UUACAGAAAAUUGUGCCAACGUUAAUCCCAUAUAUGGCCGAAGUAAUUGACUGUGAGAGAAGAGCCCCCAUCUAGGCCAGUCGUUAGGCGGCUCAAUAGUACUAGCGCUCACGUCAGCAUACACGAUCUGUAGACGAGGGCGAAUCAAACAAUGAUACCUGGUGUGUAUACAAGACUAAUAUUUUCACUGCUACCGUUCAAAACUACUACUAUUAUAUAUCAACUUAGGCAACAACCUAUUCAGGGCAAACCCUAAGCUUAUGCAUGCUAGGCUUCCAUCAUGCCACGGUAUUUAUAUGCCAUGCAGUGCAGCUAUGAUGCCAUCGCUAGAAACACCCCAAAAAUUAUCAAUCGUCUACAACAAACUCACAAGUCGCGAAUAAGUUCUUUCAAGUAUCAAACGAAGUACUAGAAGACCCACACACCAUGUCCUCCACCACGUUCGCCUCCGAAGCCACCACCUUCGAAUCGGCCCUAACCAGCCUCUUCAGCGGUCCUCCUGAGACCACCGAAGCCGAUCUAGCCAAGCUCUUCACACCUAACUUCACACAACGCGACGAUGAGACAACGCGCGACUUCCCUGCCUUUGUCGCGCACAUCAAGUGGCUGCGGGGGAUUCUCCCACCAGGAAGCGUGACACUCAAAAUUACCCAGUUCCUGCGGGACGGGAAUCAAUUUGCGGAUAGACACAGCUCGACCAUGAAAAUGCCGGAUGGAAAAGUGGGCGCCGCGGAGACGUUUAUGUUUGGGGAGGUGGCAGAGGAUGGACGAAUUGAGUGGGUGGUGGAGACAGUGAAGCGGAAGUAGUGAAAGUGAGGACUGGGAUAAUUCCGGCGGGAUGAGGCAUUAAAUUGUUGUGAUUGCUAAGAGACAUCACAUUGCUCUAAUAUGAGUUUGAUUGCGACGGUUAAUAAUAAUGUCCGAGUGGGAGAAAAUGAGUGGCGUUAUCCAGGCAGCUGCAUGCAAUACUACAUUCCCCUCACGAGGGAAAUCUGGCCAUCUCGGAAAUCAAUGGUGUCAUCCGAGUUGAUUCCCCCCAAUAAUGGUCCUGA
Messenger RNA from Aspergillus welwitschiae, 1052 nucleotides. RefSeq lists its product as uncharacterized. The transcript has a single exon. Bases 427 to 807 code for a protein of 126 amino acids. NCBI's taxonomy places the organism in Eukaryota, Fungi, Ascomycota, Eurotiomycetes, Eurotiales, Aspergillaceae. The record is from RefSeq and is a predicted model, not a curated record.